AUGUCAAUGGAGCUUACACAGCAACAACGUCGCAUUUUUGAUAUUGCCAUCAGUGGCCAUAAUCUUUGCAUAUUGGGUCGGGCAGGAGUAGGAAAAUCUGUGCUGGUCAAUGCCAUCAAGAGAGAACUGGACAAAAGAGGACAGAAUGCCCGAAUAGUCUGUUCAAGUGGGAUUGCAUGUGAAGCUUUCGAGGGAAUGGCAAAAACUGUCCAUUCACAAUAUGGUUUACAGACAGCUGAACUUCCUGCGCACAGGCUAAUUGAACGAUGCCUUGAAAGACAAAAUGUCCUCGAAGAUCUGAAGGACUGCGAUGUAUUGAUUUGGGAUGAAAUAUCCAUGUCCAGUGAACGCCUAUUCAACCUAGUUAACGUGAUUAACCAGAAAAUUAAAAAUAAUGAUCUGGCUUUUGGCGGGGUGCAACUCAUAUUAGUUGGAGACUUUUGGCAAUUGAAACCAAUACCGAAUGUGCUUGAUGCUGGUAUCCCGAUUUAUGAGAGCAAUCUGUUUAACAAAGUGUUUCCACACCGCUAUGAAUUGACCGAAGUAUUACGACAAGGAGAAACAGAAAUUCGUUUGAAACACGCCCUCGACGAAAUACGAAUGGGAAAGUGCGAGGACGAAACCGAAGAUUAUCUUAUGUCAUUGUCCCGUGAAUGCGCUGAAACGGACAAAAAUGAACCCCCUCUUCACAUAUACUUUAAACGUUUACCUGUCCAUGUGCACAAUGCGGAAAUUUUAGCUUCCCUUGAUGGCUCUCAAAUGAUAUUCGAAAGUCUUGAUAUGGGUAAUGCUAAACUACUUGAUAAAACUAUCGACGCAGAACUCGCUCUCAAACCUGGAUGUCGAGUCAUGCUUCUAUUCAAUAUCAAUGCACAGUUAAAGAACGGUUAUUGUGGUCAGUUUGUUGGUGUUCAAACCGAAGACGAUGGAAAUGAUCGACUGUUAAUUGAUUUUCCUCGAGUUGGCGUUGUCCCAUUAGAUCGCAAAACGUGGUACAGAUACGACAGUAACGGUAAGGUACUAGGGAGUCGCACUCAAUAUCCACUAUCACUUUGCUACGCCAUAACUGUACACAAAUCCCAAAGUUUGACCAUUGAUAGGACUGUCGUAGUGCAUUGUUCCCAGGAAUUUAUCCCCGGCCAAACAUAUGUUGCAUUACCCCGUGUUAAGCGUGAAGCUACCCUCCAAGUCAUUGGAUUUCGGAAGCGUUUUUUAUUACCGUCGCCCCCUUCACUAUCUGAUAUCAUAACUUGCCCAUCAGAAAACGUGAAGCCGGCAUUUGAGUGCUGCAAAAAUCUUGCAAUUGACCAAACCUGUUGUGAGAUGGAUGACACAUCUGAGUUUUUCAGGGAAGAUGAAACCAUCGUCGAAACAGUUUGCCAAGAUCCGACCGAACAUUUUGAGUCCAAUAUUACGGACGGUAAUGAAGUAAGCCUUGAAGACGUUCUGUUAUGUGUAAUGGAUCACAACCAAAAACUGUCCUCUCCUCCAACCCAAUUUUCUGCUAAAGAGUUUAUCGAAUCUUUGAUUGAAGAUAAUGAUGGGCAAGACCAGAUGAGCAAGUCCAUCACGUGUGCAGCAUCCUAUGCACUUGAUAGUUUAGAUACGUUCCGUUUGUUAUCAGGAAUAAUUUGGUGCCGAAUAUCCGAUAUAUUUCAGAACUAUCUACCCCCCCCCCCCCUCAAAAGUUAAAUGGUCGGCCCCUAAAGAUUGUUCCAUCUGCGGCAAGCGAGCUUUAAAAAGAUUGACAAACCAUUUGGCAGACGUCCAUGAACUUUCUUCCGAAGAAAGACAACCUUAUCUUAUUCGUGCUAAGCCAACAGCUUUGGACUCAGAAAAUGUUUUAGCAGAGUUGUACAGAAUAAUUGGGAACAGUAAAAAGCAGUCAAAGUGGAAUAAAAGCGGGAUAAAGAAAAAAACCCAUCCGUCAACCAAAAUCCUCCAGGAAGAGAACAAAAUCGAAUACAAAACCUGCAAAGAACGUGGUCAAUGCAGAAAUGAAUGA
Messenger RNA from Paramuricea clavata, 2005 nucleotides. The record is from the annotation of a GenBank genome assembly. Lineage: Eukaryota; Metazoa; Cnidaria; Anthozoa; Malacalcyonacea; Plexauridae.